Molecule: messenger RNA, 4562 nt
Organism: Alosa alosa (allis shad)
Lineage: Eukaryota; Metazoa; Chordata; Actinopteri; Clupeiformes; Clupeidae
Product: arginyl-tRNA--protein transferase 1
Exons: 12
Coding region: 97-1596 (499 amino acids)
Biological process (GO): protein arginylation
Cellular component (GO): cytoplasm
Molecular function (GO): arginyl-tRNA--protein transferase activity
Source: RefSeq, a predicted model, not a curated record
UCCUCGUUGACUCUUGGUGGGUAGAUCUGUCAGUGCACUAGCAUGUGCAUUGGGAGUGCGUGAGGACAUUACCAAGUUGUCUACCCAAUCCUAUAGAUGCACACUAUUGUAGAAAUAAAAGGUACAAGGUCUGGAUAUAGAUGUGGAUACUGCGGAGUUUCUCGUGGAAAAGUUUCGUAUGGGAUGUGGUCCCAUACUAUGACAGUUCAGGACUACCAAGACCUGUUAGAUCGAGGAUGGCGACGGAGCGGGAAGUAUGUAUACAAGCCCAUCAUGAACAAGACUUGCUGCCCACAGUACACCAUCAGGUGUCAUGCCUUGAAGUUUCAGCCAUCCAAAAGCCACAAGAAGAUCCUGAAGAAGAUGAACAAGUUCCUGUUUGUGGGAGAGAUUCCCGAAGGCCAGUGUGAUGGAGAGCCCAUGGACUCUGUGUGUCACGAGAGUGGUCCGGCGCGAGACUCAUCCCAGCUGAGUGCCUCUGAGGUUGAAGGUCCCAUCAACCCUCCCGAUGUGGACAAGGGAGCCGAAACCAACAGUGCCGCCCCGGAACCCCCCAGGCAGGAAGCUGGUCCCCCUGCCAAUGCCAAAGCCACCCGCUCUGCCCCCAUACCAGGUGUGGGAGCAGAUCCCAGCAGGCCUCCGUGUCGGAAGGCCAAGGAGCUCCGUAAGGAGCGGCGCAUGCAGAAGGAGCAGAGACGGCAGCAGGAGGCCGGGGACACUGCCACCUCCUCCUCCUCCUCCUCAGUGCCCGCUCCAGCUCCUGCCCCUGCUCCCACCACGGCCAACCAGACCAAGUCCCUGGAGGAGUUCCUAUCCGAGACGACUCCCGACUCCCCUCUGCACCGCUUGGAGGUGAGGCUAGUGCCGGUCAGCUUUGAGGAUCCUGAGUUUGUGGCGACCUACGAGCGUUCCGCCGCACUGUACUCCAAGUACCAGCAGGCCAUUCACGGCGAUGACCCGUCUGAGUGUGGUGAGACUGAGUACAAGAGAUUCCUCUGCGAUUCACCUUUGGAGGUGGAGACAGCUGCAGACGGUCCUGAGCUGGGCUACGGCUCCUUCCACCAGCAGUACUGGCUGGACGGGCGGCUGAUUGCGGUGGGGGUCAUCGACGUCCUGCCCUCCUGCGUGUCGUCCGUCUACCUGUACUACCACCCCGACUUCUCCAACCUCUCACUGGGAGUCUACUCUGCACUCAGGGAGAUUGCCUUCACCAGGCAGUUGCAGAAGCAGUCUCCUAAGCUGUGUCACUACUACCUGGGCUUCUACAUUCACUCCUGUCCAAAGAUGCGUUACAAGGGUCAAUACCUGCCUUCGGACCUCCUGUGCCCAGAGACGUUCACAUGGGUGCCCAUAGAGCAGUGUGUGCCACGACUUGACGCCUCAGCCUACGCUCGUCUCAAUCAGGACGGCCAAGCAGUGGACACUCGCGCUCUGCGAGAGCUGGGUCGUGCGCUGGUGCUCUUCCGCCGGACUGUCAUGCCGUACGCCGCCUACACCCGCAAGUGCAAGGGCUCCGGCGACGAGCCCGAGGUGGAGCAGUACGCCCAGCUGGUGGGCCAGCCCUGCGCCGAGAGGAUUCUGCUCUACCGGGCCUGAACUGGGCCCAGGACUACCCUCUCAUAUACACACACACACCUUCCCCUUAGUCACGCUUACGGUAACAGGUGUCACAUCUCCUCAGCCCCCCACCCCCCAACACACACACACACACGCACACACACACACACACACACAAACACGCACAUCUUGUUUGACUGUGCGUCUCCGUCACCUCCCAUGAUCUCCUCUCAUGCUCAACACAUUGACCGCUGCUGUGUUUCUCCAAAGACUUCCUCAGUGUCCUCCUCUAAUCAGCCCAUCCAACCUUGGCUCUGACCUCCUGCAUGUACCCCCUUUGCACUCCUCCACUUCCUGAGCCGCUGCAGCUCUGCAGCUGAGAUCUGGUAGACAACUGGCCCUGAUUUGGCCAAGAUCUGGCCCUGAGGGGAUCAAAAACUCUGACAUCUGACUCUGUUAUCUCUACCGGUCAUUAUCUCUAUCAGGGUCAAGUAGCCAAUCUUGCCAGCCUCCCUGCAUGCCAUGUUGGGGCCUCCUCUACCUACCACCCCCCCAAAUGGCCUCCCCAGUCCUCCCUAAAGCCUUGGACCUAAAGCCUUGGACCUCCUCACCUGUCUUCACACUCUCUCAUUGACCUGGGUCACCCUGGCCCCUGCAAAAAACCAAAAAACACUCUCAACAGCCCAUAAUACAACUCUGUACAGUGGUUCCUAUCACUGAUGUUUCUGGCAACAUCAUUAAAACUCACCCAAGAGCCUGGUGUGUGGCGGGGCUUGCUACUUGCUUGUUAGUGUGAAGAUGUGCUCAGGUGUGGAGUCGACAUUCACAGUUCUAGGUUCCGCCGCAAGCUGGGUUAUUCCCUGGGCUGGUUGUGUCAGCGUUACUCUGUUUCUGUGUCUAAAUAGUCUGUUAUAGUACUUUUUGUAUCUGUCUGUCUGUCUGUGACAUUUUACAUGUGCAUGUCUGUCUGUCUGUCUGUCUGUCUGUCAUUUUACAUGUGCAUGUCUGUUUGUUUGUGUCAUUUUACAUGUGCAUGUCUUUGUCUCUACCAGUGUUACUGUCUCUCAGUCUUAACCAGUCUUUCUGUGUGUCUACCUGCCUGUUUCAUCUGUCUGUCUGUCUGUUUUUCUGUCUGCCUGCCUGCCUGCCUGCCUGUCUUUCUGACGUUCCCUGUGCGUGCAUGUCAGUAUGUGUCUCUGUCCUCUCUGUAGACGGCUCACUCGUAUCCCCACCGUGUAGCCCAAUGCAAUAACCACUCUAUUAGCGUGUGUGUUGAUCUCGCUUAGCAAUGCCAGAGACUGUCCCAUCGCUCACUAAACUUCUGCACAAUGUUAUUGUUCCAUCCCUUUCUCCUCCAACUCCUCCUCCCCUCCUCCUCCUCCUCCUCCUGCUCCUGCUUCUACUCUGUCUUUCUGUGAUCACAAUCCAGCUGAACCUCAGAGCUCUGAAAAGUCCUGGUAUUAUUCAUGUGCUUCUCAGGCAUAUGAUCCCCAGACCAGACCACACACACACACACACACACACACACACACACACACACACACACACACACACACACACACACACACACACACACACACACACACACACACACACACACACACACACACAUGCACACACACACACACACACACACACACACACAGACACACACACAUGCACACAGACACACACACACACAGACACAUUCAUCUACACACAUUUCAGAUUAGAUCCAUACUGGGAGCAAGUGCCUCCAAGAUGCUUCUCUGUUUGUGUGUGUGUGUGUGUGUGUGUACACAGUAGUACUGGCAUGAGCUUGGCUGUCACCGUUGUCCCCCUUUUUGGCAAGACUGACAAUGGACUAGUCAGUGAACUAUCAGCUGUGGGUCAGCCUCACCUGAUCCAGGGUCAGACACGGGUCAUUAAGGGGUUGAUGGUGAAGAGUCACUGAGAGCAUAGCCCACCCACCCUUCCCCGGCACCAGGGCUCCUGUGGUCUGGAACGCACUUCCUCAGUAGGCCACGGAAUAAACUAUGGAGUGUGUGAGGUUGAGUUUUUCACAUGUAUCUGAUGGCUGAGACAGCACAGGCCUCAUUGAUCCCAUAAUUAAGAUAAUAGAACCAAACUCAGCAUAGGAAAUACAGCACUGAUAUGACUGCAGCUAGACUGGAGACUGGAGCACUUUGCUUUGGUAGCAUUAAUAUGGAGAUGUGCUGUCAGUCUCAGUUGUAUGCUCAGUAGUAUUGCUCAGCUGUUACUUUUAACAGAAUUACAGAUUCCGGUUGAUUAACGGUCUACACAAGGUAGGUGUUAAGUCCUACAAGCACUAAAGCGAAUGGGAUUAAAUGUCAGCUAAACUCGCUGAACGUUGAAUAAACAGCGCACACAUAUCACUACAACGACCAUAAUAUUAUGCAAGCACAGAAGCUCCAUGCUCCCAUGACUGUCAUUUAGUUCAGACACUCUCCUCCAUGCUGUAGGCUGCUCCAGGUAGCAGGGCACUCUGCACUAGAUCCAGCAUGGCCCUGGCGCUGGGAUUGGGUUGGGUCAGGGUGGAGCAGGAUCUGUACCUUAUGGGUCAGUGUCUGGUUACUCACUUACCAUUGCUAUCCCCCCACCACACACACACACACACCCUCAUGUCCAGGUCUAUACAUAUCAGAGGCCACUCCACCCCCACAGCCUGCCUGUCAGCCAGUGGCCGGCCUAGUAGGGAGAUGGCUGCGUGUGGAGGCAAGGUCCCAUCCAGCCCCAUUGUCUGCUCGACGCAGCUGUGGUGAGAACAGCUAAAUUAUAACACACCCCAACAAACUGGCUUUUCUGUGGAACAGUGAAACAAAACUCGGCUUUGUCCUCUGAUACUUUUAUUUUUUGUUUUCUUUUGUUUUGUUUGAGUUGGAUUUAUUAUUAUUUCUCUCUCUCUCUCUCUCUCUUCUCUGUAACACAUUUAUAGCUUAAGUGCAUCUGUUUUAAUAUUAUUACAAUAAUUAUUAUUUUGUUGCAAAAACAAAUAAAAAAUAUUU